Moneuplotes crassus is the source of this 3821-nucleotide messenger RNA. The record is from the annotation of a GenBank genome assembly. Lineage: Eukaryota; Ciliophora; Spirotrichea; Euplotida; Euplotidae.
UGCGCAAAAAUGUUUGUGAGAAAAGUUGAAGUCAAAGGGUUCCGAAGCUACAAGAAGUUAGAGAACCAACAGUUCGAGUUCUGACCUGACAUUAACCUUAUCAUCGGGCUGAAUGGAAGUGGAAAGUCAAAUUUGCUUAGCAGUCUAUCGUUCAUGUUUGAUGACAGAUUAUCCAAGCUCGCCCUAGAUGAGAAGACAAGGAUUGCUCAUCAGGAUGGAGAUAACACAAGCGAUGUUAUAUCAGUCUCUGUUGAGUUCGAUAAUCAUCAGAAGUUGAUUCCUAUUGGCCAAGAUACUAUCACUUUGAAGAGAGAGCUCAAUAUUCAGAAUGGCAAGGAUUCAUAUUUUCUGGGAAAUGAUUUAAUCCUCAAAAGUGAUCUUCAUUCCUUCUUUGGGUUCACUGGAGUCUUGUUCAAUGAUAUGUGUAGAUCUAUCCACCAAGGAAAGAUACAGGAGAUAGCCAACUUAGAUGAGUCAGGACUCCUUGAGGUUUUGUUGGAUUACUCCGGAGCUACCCAGCUUAAGAACAGGCUGCAAACUUUAAGAAAUAGCCUCACCAUUUGUAGUACCAAGAAGGAUGAAAUUGAAAGAUUUAAGGGAGUUGUCGUCUCUAAGCUAAACCUGAUUGCUGAAAAGGUCUCAGAUUUUGAAACCCUGCAGAAGCUAUCUACUGAAAAAUACUCCUUAGAAUAUCUACAACUGAAAAAGAGAGGAGAGAAGCUCAAAGGUGAAAUCACCCGAAACCAAGAGUCCAAGAACGAUAUCAUGAAUGCUGUCAAUGCAGAUAAGAGUGAGAAGAACGAGAUAUUAGCUUCGUACCAAUCUUACAUCACUGAGAUCAGGCAGCUCAAGAGUAAGAUCCAAGCUAACAAGGAUAAGGAGACUAUGUACCAGCAUUAUUCUGAUUCUAAAAAUAUGGACCAACUGAGCAUCCUUGACAAAGAGAACAGGGUUGAGAACUUCAAGUCUGACUAUGAAAAGAAUAUCGGCGACUUCCAUAAGUCCAUCCCUGCUCUGGAGGAAGAACUUGAAUCUAUCCAGAAGCUGAUCCCAGAGCAUGAGCAGGAAGUCUCUGAGAAGACCAAGAAGUUCCAAGAAAUUCAGGCAAAAUAUUUGAAUGCUAAAGAAUCUUAUGAACUUCUGCAAGAAGAGCUGAACCAUUCUGCAGUGAAAAGAAGUGGAUUCAAGAAUGAAAAGGAGAGAAAGAAGUUCUAUACUCAAGAAAUGAGUAAACUCGCUACUGAAAUCUCCAUGAUCGAGAGACACCUCAAGAAGGAAGUUGAUGCCCAGGAAAAGCUGAAGGAGGAAAUUAAAAUUGUGGGAGAGCAGAUUGAAGACGAAACUUUACAGCUAGAAGACAAAAAGAAGAAGCUUACCCAAAUUGAAGUCAACAUGGAUCCUUCAAAGAAGAGAGACAGGAAUCUAAAGUAUGUCCAGAGCCUAAACUUUUCUCUGGAUGAGAAGAAGAUCGAACAGAAGGAGAACUCAGAAAAGAUUCUUGCUCUUGAGGAGCUCAUCGAAGGGUCUGACAAGAACUAUAAGACAAUAUAAAAAGGCUAAUGAGAAAGAUUGAAGAUGAGGAUAUCUCAGGAUUCCAAGGACUCUUUAUCGACCUCAUAGAGAUCAAAGAUGAAAUAAUGUACCCAGUCGUGGAAACAGCGCUGAAAGGCAAACUCUUUGUCUUAGUAGUAGAUACAGUAAGAAGUGCUAAUAAGAUCAUGGAGCUCAAUAAAGAAAUCAAGGGUGGUGUCAUUCAAUGUUUCCCACUUGAGCUGAUUGAGCAGAUUAAUGAUCCUAAAGCUCAAGUCCCCCAAGGAAAUGAUGCAAGACCUCUCCUAAGUAGAGUUAGCAUCAAAAGUGGAGUUGAUCCAAGAAUCGGAAAGUUGCUUGACCACUUUUUGGGGAAAGUUUAUUUAGUAUCAGACUUGGAUACAGCCUUCACCAUGUCUGAUCUCUACAAAGUUACUUCUAUUACUCCUGGCUUGAAGAUUGUAUACCCAGGAGCUUUUAUUGCUAAAACAGGAAGUUACGAUUACAGCAACAAGAAGAUAGCCCAUUACUACAAUCUAGCAGAGCUAAAGAGCAACGAAAAGGAUCUUAAGGGCGCUAUUUUCGAGUUAGAAAUGAACAUUAGCAACUAUAAAGCGAAAGAUUUAGAUUACCUGAAAGACAACCAACAGUAUCUUCUCUCCCAAAGAUCACUCUCAAGAGAGGUCCAUAACCACAAUAUGAUGAUCGUUGAGAAGAACUCCCGACUCUCUGAAUUUCAUACAAGCCUAGAGAGAAGUAAGAACCAAGUUUUAACUCUUGAGAAGCAGAUUGAGAAGCACCAGGAGUCCCAGGCUAAACUUGAGAAAGAGAUGAAAGGAGAUAGCUCUUCUAGUGACGAAUCUGAUAACACUAAGGAACUCCUCAAAGCUAUUGAGAAACAAAGAAUAAUUCUGUUAGAUUCUGGAACGAAAAUGGGCAAAGCCAAUACUGAAUUGGAGAGCAUCAGAAAUCACUUACACAAUGUCCUUCUAAAGAGAGAAAAGGAAGUCUCUCAUGUCCUGAACGAGAAGCAGAGGCAGCAAGCUAAUGUCGAGAAGAAGGAGCAGAUCGAGAAUCAGCGAGCCAGUAGUGACGAUCUCAGAAAUAUGGAAGAAUACGCACCAAAGAGAAUGAUUAAUGCUCAGGAGGGUCUCCGACUCACUAGGAUGGAGAUCGAGAAAGAUGAAGAGACACUUGAUCAAAUCCAAGCUCAAGCUAUUGAGAAAGCACAGGAGAAGGACCUUAUUGACAACAAGAUCAUGGAGAAACUCAUCGAUCUUGAGAAACUCAACGUUGAGCUUCGGAAUCUCCGGGAAAGAUGUGCUGUAGAGAAGUUAGAAUCCCUGAAACAGAAAGCCGAUCCCGCCCGCAUUAAGGACAAUUCUCUACCUGAGGAGAAACUAGAGGAUCUUAUUAAGAAGAAGGAGAAGCAGAUUAAAGAAAUUGAACAAAAAGGGAACAAAUCUCAUAUGUAUGGGUUUUACCUCAGGAUGAAAGAUCAAUAUGAAGAAGUCAUCAAGAAGGUUGAUCACCUCGAUCAGGUCAAGAGUAAGAUCACAGAGAUUCUGGAUGAGUCUGAGAGGAGCAAGACUAUAGCCAUCCAGAACUCACUGAAGAGGCUUUCAAAGAAGUUCAAUGAGUACUUCUCCUUCUUUGUUGAGAAUGCGGAUACCUCUAUCAAGUUCAUCCAAGCAGCAGGAAUAAUGGAUAGCAAGGAAGAAGAGCAAAAUGAUGACAUUGAGGAGGUCAAGACACCUAGAGAAGAGACCAAGGACUCACCUGAAAAGAGUCUAGAUAUGAAGGAAGAGAGCAAGAUUUUGAAGGAUGACGCUCAAGACAAGAAAACUCAGAAGUCUAUGGAAAGCCAAGCUAAUGGAGUCCAGAUAGGUGACCAUAUGUAUACAGGGCUUAGCGUCAAGGUUAAUUUUAAAGAAAAAGCGAGGAUCCAAACAUUAAAGGAACUUUCAGGUGGAGAGAAAACAGUCGUAGCUCUCUGCUUCUUAUUCGCCUUGAACUCACUGACUCCGUCAUAUGUAUACCUUCUAGAUGAGGUAGAUAGUGCUCUGGAUCAGAUGUACAGAGGCGGGUUGAAUAAGCUUCUUUCCCAGAUAACAGCAGCUGGUACGACCCAGAUAUUCAUGACAUCAUUCCACGAAGAGAUCAUCAAAGCAGCUGAUAAGAUCUUUAAAGUAGAUUUUAAGAACUGCAGAAGCAAGAUCUUUGAAUGCGACAGAGAAAGGGCUGAGAUGGUCUUGAAGGAGAUCAAAGAUAGUAAGAGGGAGGAGCAGUAG